This is a messenger RNA of Racocetra fulgida, 777 nucleotides long. NCBI's taxonomy places the organism in Eukaryota, Fungi, Glomeromycota, Glomeromycetes, Diversisporales, Gigasporaceae. The record is from the annotation of a GenBank genome assembly.
AUGAAUAAUUAUCAUCGAAAAAGAAGUCGUAAUUCUAAAAAUUUGGUAGAUAAUAAUAAUUCUAUUUUAAAUGAAGCACAAAUCAAAUCAAAAGUUGAUAUUGGAAUUCAAGUAGCAAUAGAUAAUGAUCAUGAUCUUCUAGUACAAAUAGAUGCAUUAAAAAAUUCUUUAGCUAAUAUUGUAACUGAUCAUGCUGAGCAAUUACAAGCUAUUCAAAUUAAAAAUUGUAAAAUUAUUGAAUUAGAACAUGAAUAUGAAUCUCUUAAAAAUCAGAUUGCUAAUAUUAAUAUUAAAUUAAAAGAUUUAAAUUCAUAUCAAAAUCAACUAUGUACCAACCUGCUUAGUGUUAUUGAAUAUGAAGAUAAUGAAAAUUCAGAAUUAAGAACUCAACCUGAUCCUUAUAUAGAGCAACAACGCUUUUAUGCAUAUUUAAGGAAAAAACAGUUCUUAAAUCCAGAAAAAAUAAAUAACACAAUAACUAACUUGGAUGGUGAUGUUAAUCUAAGUGAAGAGAUAAAAUUAUUUAGUAUACUAGCACAAGAAAGAAGACAAAAGUUUAUUAGAAAUAUCUUGCUGCAACAAACAGGCACUGAUAUUUGGCAUCCAAUUCUAGUAACAAAGCAGGAAGCUGAUGCAUUGAAAAAUGAAAAUGCAAUAAGAAAAGAAGAACUUAUUGCAAUUAUCAAUUCGAUACUUAUCUCAAUUCCUGAAUCGCAACACCCAAAGUAUACUAAUUUAAAAAAUAUGACAAAAGCUACGUUACUAACUAUCUUAUAG